AUGACACACACAGAAUGCGAAGACUUGGAGUACUUAAGAUCCAUUCAAUCCGUUAGGGAAACUUGUAAGAAAGUAUACGGCCCCCCUUUGCAAACAGAAAAUGGUGACAGUACACAUUUUGAAGUGGAUCUGGGUAAAAUGUCGAAAGUGACAGAUUACUUGGUCAAUAUUAUUGAAAGAGAUUACAAGAACCUAGGCGAUAUUCCUGUUCAUGGAAGAUGGCAACAUUUAAACUGUAACGGUAUUGAUAGAAUGGGAUCUCUCAUUAAUUCCUGGGCUGCCCAGAACAUCGAUCCUUUGGAGGUAUGCAGACGGUUGAUUGAUUUGAUAACGUUUAGUGUGAUUGUCGAUGCUGGUGCAGGUUCAGAAUGGUCUUUUGUUGAGAAAGAAACUAAGAUUAACAGAUCAGAAGGACUAGCGGUGGCCUCUUUCUAUAUGUUCAAAGAUGGUGCCUUAUCGCAUGAUAAAUCUCAGACAGUACAAGGUUCUAGAUUGAAAGACUUCAGUCAACAAGAUUUUGAUAAAGGGUUUCAGAUAAGUAGUAAGAACUCUUUGCAAGGUUACGAAGGUAGAAUUCAGUUGAUCAGAAGUUUAGGGAAAUCCCUUUCUGAAAGACCUGAGUUAUUCGGUGAAGAUGCCAGGCCUGGUAAUAUAAUUGAUCACCUUUACAAAUUAAAUGGCUCUGAAAACAUUGAUUUGCAACAGUUGUGGGAGGUUCUAAUGACUGGAUAUACCUCUAUAUGGCCUACUGGAAGAUUAACUCUGAACGGUGAACCUUUAGGCGAUUGCUGGGUGUAUAAAACCGAAAACGAUGAAAUUAUCGUGUCAUUUCAUAAAUUGACGCAGUGGUUAUGUUAUUCAUUAUUGAGACCACUAGAGGAAUUUGGCUACAAGUUCAAUAUAUCUUCCAAGGACUUGCAAACAGGUCUACCAGAGUACAGAAACGGGGGGUUGUUCUACGAUUUGGGUGUACUAUCUUUGAAAGAAGAAUAUUUGAACAUUGGAUUGACUAAUUCGAAGAAGUAUGGAUAUGAUCCGUCAAUCCCAACAUUCACGCCCGAUGAUGGUGUAAUUGUAGAAUGGAGAUGUCUUACCAUUGGGCUCUUGGACAUCUUGUUACCAUUAGUAAACGAUAAAUUAGGUUCUAAUUUACAAUUGUCACAGUUGAUAGAAGCUGGAACCUGGAAAGCUGGAAGAGAAAUUGCCGCAGAACUUAGAUCAAAAACAUCUGGGCCACCGAUCAAUUUACACAGUGAUGGCACAGUUUUUUGA
Molecule: messenger RNA, 1272 nt
Organism: Kluyveromyces lactis
Lineage: Eukaryota; Fungi; Ascomycota; Saccharomycetes; Saccharomycetales; Saccharomycetaceae
Product: URC4/urg3 family protein
Exons: 1
Coding region: 1-1272 (423 amino acids)
Source: RefSeq, a predicted model, not a curated record